Molecule: messenger RNA, 7167 nt
Organism: Anolis carolinensis (green anole)
Lineage: Eukaryota; Metazoa; Chordata; Lepidosauria; Squamata; Anolidae
Gene: ubn1
Product: ubinuclein 1
Exons: 17
Coding region: 743-4063 (1106 amino acids)
Biological process (GO): chromatin organization
Cellular component (GO): nucleus
Source: RefSeq, a predicted model, not a curated record
GGGGUGAGGAUGGCGAGGGAUUGGAUCCGGGGCAACCACAACAGACAGGGAGGAUGGUUGAGGAGCCGGAGACAAGGCCGGUAAGGCUCCACGGGGACAGACGGGGCGCAGGGAGGGACAAACCUCCUCUCAGGCGCCGGGAGAGGGACCUUCUCCUCCUCGGGCUCCCGAGGCCUCGCUUGGGUUAAAAUAUGAAGAAAUGUCUUUGGAAUAAAGCUGCACAAGCAUGGCCUGCAGGCCAGAAAUCUGGAUUAAUUUGGACCUGAGUGUUAAUAGACUUUUGCUUGGCAGAAAUACAGAGGAAAUAAAGGAGCAAAUGUAUCCAGUUUUCUGCACAUCAUGCCAGCCAUCUGCAUGGGGAAAGGCCAAAUGCAAGAGGCGAUAACCCCGACUAACCUUAGUCUUGAAGAUUACACUGAAACUGACUCCCUUCAGAACAUUUCCUCUCCUUCCUUGUUUUCUACUUGGUGUCAAAUUGGAUUGCAUCAAGGCUAUAACUUUUUCCCCAAAUUGGGUCUGUAAAUACACUGCUAUGGGCUGAUUCUUUGCCUCUUUGAAACAAGAAAUUGUUGUUUUUUUGUCUAUGUACUUUAAAGUGCAAUCCAGCAUCCUUACCAGUAUUCUGCAUUUGAUAUCUAUUUUUCUGCGUGUUUCUUACUGGUGAUGCUUCUGCCUCCAUACUGGUGCAGUUUUUGGCUGACCAAAAUUAUGCCUUGAGAGCGGCUGCAGUGUAAGAAUAGCCAUGACGGAACCUCACAGGGUCCAGCUCACUCCUCUCUCAGGACCUCUGAGCACCACUUUACUGAAAAAAGCACGUCGGGAAGAUGCUGCAGGAACGGAGCACAUGCAGGAAGCGGAACCUACGGCUGCAGCCGUUCGCAUUGCCCUAGCCCUCUUUGAACCGGAUCACAAGCGCUGUCCGGAGUUCUUUUAUCCUGAACUAUUGAAGAAUUCACGUGGAAAAGGGAAGAGCAGUUCUGCUGGAGAAAAGAAGAGAGACCUUGCUGAUCCCUUCAAUGAUGAUGAAAAAGAGAAGCACAAAGUGGAAGCACUUGCCAGGAAGUUUGAAGAGAAAUACGGUGGAAAGAAGCGCCGGAAAGACCGUGUUCAGGAUUUGAUUGAUAUGGGCUAUGGAUAUGAUGAAUCUGAUUCCUUCAUUGAUAAUUCUGAAGCAUAUGAUGAGCUUGUUCCGGCAUCAUUAACAACCAAGUAUGGAGGCUUUUACAUCAACUCUGGAACCCUUCAGUUCCGACAGGCUUCAGAAUCGGAAGAUGACUAUAUCAAAGAGAAAAAGAAGAAAUCUCCUAAGAAGCGGAAAUUGAAAGAAGGAGGUGAGAAGAUGAAGAAGAAGAAAAAGGAUGAUUCUUAUGACAAGGAAAAGAAAUCUAAAAAAUCUAAAUUUCCUAAAACUGGGUUCACAGCUCUAAAUGCAAGCAAAGAGAAGAAGAAGAAGAAAUACUCGGGCUCCCUGAGUGUCAAAGAAAUGUUGAAGAAAUUUCAAAAGGAAAAGGAUGCUCAAAAAACACGGGAUCAUGAGCCGAAGCUCGCUGUCCCUUCUCUGCCAGAGACUCCAACCUCACGGGAAGUGGAGAGCAUGCCGGACCCUCUCCUCUCCCUCUUUGGCCCCACCAGCGACAACGAGCUGCUUCAGGCAGCCACGGCCAUGGACUCCCUAUCGGACCUCGACCUCGAAAAGAUACUGUUUGAAUGUCCAGAAGAGAGCCGCUUUCACGACAUGGAGGAUGGGAGCGACUCCCUCGGAGUGAGCCUGGAGCAGGAGGUCAAGCAACCCCUGGCCCUUCCAGACGGACUCCCGGCGUCCCUAGAGAAGCGCAUCGAGGAGCUGACUCAGGCUGCAAAAGCUGCAGAAGGAGAAGGCAGGCACAAAUUCUUCAACCAGGACAUGAAUAGCAUUUUACUGGAUAUAGAACUACAAACGCGGGAGCUGAACAGCCAGGUCCGAUCCGGGGUUUAUGCUCACCUGGCCUCCUUCCUGCCUUGCAACAAGGACACCUUGCUCAAACGGGCCCGCAGGCUUUACCUUUGUGACCAGGGUGGUCGACUGAAGGAGCCCCUUCAAAAAUUAAAAGAAGCCAUUGGCAGGGCAAUGCCAGAACAGAUGACCAAAUUCCAGGAAGAAUGCCAGGCACACACUCAAGCCAGGUUUGCCAAGAUGCUGGAAGAGGAGAAGGACAAGGAGCAGAGAGACCGGAUUUGUUCUGAUGACGAAGAUGACGAUGACAAAGGAGGGAAGCGGGUCAUGGGACCCCGGAAGAAGUUCCAGUGGAAUGAUGAAAUCAGGGAUUUGCUCUCCCAAGUGGUGAAGAUGAAACUGGAGGCCUAUGACCAUGAAAAGAACAAAGCUCAGCCAAUGGAGGAUUAUGUAAAGAACUUCCUAGAUGCGGAAGUCAAAUCUCUUUGGCCGAAGGGCUGGAUGCAGUCCAGAACAUUGGCCAAGGAGAGCCGGCGAGGGCACAGUUACCUGACGUCACUCCCAACCAAGAAGAAAGUUGUGGCACCUCCAAAGGUGAAGGGGAAGGAGUCUCCUGGCAAGCCGGAUAAGAAGGUGGCGCUUCCUGUCUCGAUUCACGCAAGUGGCAUGGUUCCUCCAGAGUCGCAAGGAAUGAUGGUUGGCCUCAGCACUCAGACCAGGGAGCUCCUGGCGAUGAGUUCGGCCCCAGCUUCCAGCAGCUCAGUCACGCCAGCCGCCUUCAGUAUGGAUGACUCUUUGGACGAGGACAUAAUCCAUAAUGCUGCCUCCUCCCUGGAAGCCGUCUCUAAGGAACUGGCUGUCCUGAACAGCCAGACAGGUGGAAGUCCUGACUUCACCCUUCCCGUGAUCCCAAAGACUCCCUCGGAGAAGCCCCCAAUCCAAGUCCCCGUGGAAGAGAAGAGGUCCUUUUCCAAACCCAACCCCUCGCCCGUCCCUCCGACUUGUGGCAGCUCCCUGCAGUCCCCCCUCAACUUCCUGGCGGAGCAGGCCUUGGCCUUGGGCCAGGCCCCUCCAGAGAAGAAGGCCGAGAACUCCAGUUACAAAGACCCGUCCUGCCAGGCUCCCUCCGCCAAGGCCCCAGAGGCCCACCAGGCAAAGCUGAAGCAUCACAGCCUUCCGCGGACUGUUCACGGCCCCCAGACAUCCACCUCUGUGCAGAUGCCCCAGGUGAAAGUGUUUUCCAUAGGGGCUCAGCCGCCAAAGGCUUUCCCCACAUCACCCCCCUUUGUGAAGCUGCAGGGAUCUAAGGCUGUCUCACUGGUCCCCCAGCGCCCCCUCCUCCAGCCAUCGCAGGCGAAGACACCCCUCAAAACAACAAGCUUUCACUCUUCCGCCUCUUCGACCAUCUCCCUAGGAUCUUCCGGCUCCCAUAAGACCCCUGGCCCUGCCGCCAUGUCCCUGACCUACGCAGGAAAGCACCUGAGCAACUCUGGCGCCUCAGGACAAUCGUUCAAAUCGCCCUUUGUGGCCCUUUCCAGGCACAUGGCUUCUCCCAGUGGCUCGCCAUUGACCAUUUCUGCAAACCAGAGCUCAAGCAGUUUGCUGACAGGUGCCUGUCUUCCCUCCUCCGGGCAGGCCCCCAGUCGCUCCUCGCCCAGCCCCAUGGUGAAGAAGACUCUCGUCUCCCAAAAGCUGACGUUGGUUGCUCCGCCGGGGGGGCCGAAUGUCAGUUCGAGCGGAGGGACCCAAGGGGUGGCCAAGCUGCUGACCUCCUCCCUGAAGCCUGCUGUGAUCAGCAGCACUGCCUCCUCUACCUCUGUGCCAAAGGGAGCUAGCGGAGCAGUGCUGCUCACCAGUUCGCCCUCCUUGAACGUCCUCUCGACCUCCUACAAGCCCAGCAACCCCAAGCUACCUGCGGCCCUCAGCUCUACCCCACUGGGAAUCAUCUCGCCCAUCCAUUCCUUCCCUCUUCAUGUCAUUUCCUUCAGCUCCGAGUCGCCGCCCAAAGCGGGGGUGUCGAAGGAUGCUAUCGUGACCGGACCAGCUCCAGGGACUUUUCACCAUGGUCUGGCCCACAAUCCAUCUCAGCUCCAUGCAAAAGGGUCCAAUGUACAGCCCCGGAAGUUGUGACAGCUCUGAAGGGGGCCCACCAUGUGAGACUGUGUGAUGGGCACACGGCUCUUUGUCUUGCUAUUCUGACUCAAAACAGAGCCCAGCUGGAGGCUCCUUGUAACUUUGUGGACCAGGAGUUUUCCUAUGAGGCUGUGUGCCUAACCUAUGGAAAGGAAGCGCUUACAGGGCCCAGUUGUGGCCGCUGCUCUUGCUUCGCCUCCUCCUUUUUGCCCAGGCAGAGGAGGGAGUGAUCCAGGCAAGUUUGUACAAGCCAAGCACUAGCAGAGUCUCUCUGGAUCCAAUUACCUCCUCCUUGAUAUUACAAACGGAUUGCAGGAAGAUGUUUGUUCCUUCCUUGGGCUGACUGAAGCCCAGCAAAGAAAUUGACUGACUCAUAUGCCAUAUCCCUCCCUCCCCCCCUUUCCAACACACACUUUUUGUGACAGUACUGUGCUCAUGGUGACUGGAAGGUGGUUUCCUCUGUGGCCACUUUGCCAAGCCCAUCAGGUCCUCUCCGAAGGAAGUCUGGACAGGCCUCAGGAUGCACUCAUGAACACUGAGCUGGAUUCGUGACUUUCUUUUUCCUUUCUUUUUUGCUUCUCUGCCUGGUCUAGGCUCCAUUCUCUGUUCCUUAGGCCCACCCUGUCAUUACCCCUGAAUAUCUUGGAUCAGACAAAAAACCCUUCUCCACCCGCAUGUCAUUGUGUUUAACGGAGCUGUAAUUUCAGUGCCUUUUUAUGGUGGAGCAAGAGUGCAAAACGUCUCAAGCUUUUGUGGUGGGUGAGCUCCCUAAAGCUUUUUCUUUUUGUCUCCUUUGGCAUUGUUUUUCUUUUUUGGAGAUGCAUUGGGCAUUAUUAGAUAGAUGAGUGUUUCUGAGGUGGCAAGGCAGACUCAGACAGGUCAGAUAACCAAUGCUAAGUGAUGUGACUCGAGUUUCCCUUCUAAAAUCACUGCCCUGGAACCAGAGUUUAGCUCAGGAUCAAAAUGACUUGCCAGAACAAGCUGUUUUCUGACUAAUAAUGUAAAUGGGAAGUCAGGGGCUGCAGGAGGGAAAUUCCAGCAAUUGCCAGCUUUGCAUCGGGGAUUAGGACAGAGCUGCCCCUUGAACACCAUGCCAGUCCAGUGACUGCAAAAUGGGCUAGGGCUUAUUUUGCUCCCUGUAUCUGAAAUUGCCUUGCAGCCCAGCUCUUUGGGGUGCAUUACAAUGGUGGGGGUUCAGUGUGAAUCUUGGCAUGCAAAGUUUGUCUUGGAAGUCUUCAAUAGGCCCUACCUCUCCUAUCAAGGCUCCAAGGCUGGUACCUAGAUAGGUUUUAUAGGUUCCUUGGUUCCAAGGACCAUAUCCCUCACAGACAUGUUCCCUUGGCAUGUUCUGGCGAGGAAAGAUGCAAGGAAUCGCUGGGGGAAUGUAGGUAACAUACAUGAUACACAACCCUCCAUACGGAAGCCUUCUGCAAAAGCCUACUUGCAGUAAAUAUAUCUUAAUAGAAUGAAAAUCAUGCUCAGCCGUCUGGUUGCCAGUUGGCUAACUCUUUUUUGAAACUGGUAUGACCCAGUAACACCCUGUCUUCAAAACAUUAUCAGCUUAAAUUGGGAGUUGUUUCUGAUCAUGAUCCGUACCAUUUGUUCUUAAACCCCAGGUUGCUUAUUGUCUCUCUGAAAGUACAUGAUCUUCAACUCUUAUUUGGAUUGUGUCUUCUAAACAAAGCUUGGAGAGCCGUUCUUUCUAUGGACCUACCAGUUUUGGAUGCCGGGUAAACAUAAGCAAAAAACACUCAUCUCUUAUGCAUUUCUUUCAGACAAAAUGGAAUUGGAGGCUUAUUUAUCUCCAUGGGAUUUAUGUUUUAAGCCGAUAAAUGUAAAAACAAUUUAAGUUACAGAAGAGCCAAAGACCAAGUCUGAAGGUUACCAGUUUUGAAUCAUGGAGGUGUUAGCAGAGAAGGGUGCUUUGGGGGUUCGCUUUGUUUAGUUUUGGUCAAAGCUCAAUCCUGCUGUGUCUUGGUUAUGUUUAAAGAGCUGCUUCACCUUCAUAGGACCAGGGGCUCCGGGCCAGGAAGGAUUUGCUCCGAGCUUGAACUGUUUUCUGUAAGGCCUAUUCACAUGCUUCUGUUUGCCACAUGUCUAUCCUUAUCAAAGCCGGAGCGGAAGCUCCUUGUUAUAGGAAGAAACUUCUCAAAGCCUCUUGCCUCAGGGAAAUGUUAUAUGGUGGAAAUCCUGUGCGUUUUGGUUUUCCCCACCUGCUUUUUUCAGCCCCACUAUUUUUUUUUCCUUUUGUGUUUUAACAAGAAAGAGAAACACAGCCAUGGCAAGGCCAAGAUCUACCAGCUGGGUGUCUCCCUGCCUUGGCUGGCGAUCAUUUUUGCUAGGUUUUCUUUUGCGGUGGGCAUGCGGACCACCGGUUGGCACUUAAAACUUAGAAGAGCAGCAGUUUCUUUAUGUGCAGGAAGCGCUGCCAUUUAUUUUUGUGUGUGUCGUAGGGAAGGGAAGGGAGGGGGGAGGGAGGGGGCCUUUCUAGGUAACAAGGUGAGCGGAGGGGACAUUUAAAAAUGAUUAAUCUUGUAUACAGAAACAAAAUAAAAUUGUUUUUUCAGUUUCCAAAAAACACCCAAUGCAGCUUUUAUCUCCCUCUCUGUUUUGAAAGAAGGUGGUCAAGAGCCUGUUCUGCAAGUGGAGCUUGUUCCUGCAAAAACAGAUCAGGCGCCUGGCGAUGGGGUAAGGCCUCUGAGAGAUCUGCUGACAAUUGCAAAAGACAGGGCUAGAUUUGAUAAUUUAAUUAUCUAAAAGGAAACAAGGCGGCUUCCCAAGCAGUGUCAGGAAAGCUUUGGAAACUUCCAGAAGGCUGGAAAGCUGGCAGACGCACCCUUUCCAGAAACAUGUCUGCAGAGUUGGAUCCAAGCUGGAUACAUUCAAUUUCUGGUGGGACAAACUAAACACACCCCGGAAAGGUGACAUUCACAAGAUGCUGAAGUCUUGCCAUUUUUCUUCUGCUUAGAACAGCCUGUUAUGUGUCCUUUUGCAGAAAAAAUGUAGAAUACACAAACCACCAAUGCUUACAGUAAUGCCGUCUUAGGACCAUAUACAUGACUUAAAACGGACGUGAAUAAAAGGGAGCAUCAUUUCCUCAA